Molecule: messenger RNA, 528 nt
Organism: Recurvomyces mirabilis
Lineage: Eukaryota; Fungi; Ascomycota; Dothideomycetes; Mycosphaerellales; Teratosphaeriaceae
Exons: 2
Coding region: 1-528 (175 amino acids)
Source: RefSeq, a predicted model, not a curated record
AUGGCUGUCCCAGCAGAGAAGACUACGCGUGACAUGAACGGCACCUACGUGCUCAAUAAGACUCUCAGUGACUCCGUGGACGAGCUUCUGCAGCUGCAGAACAUCGGCUGGAUCAUCCGCAAAGCAGUUGCCUAUAGCACAGUCACUGUCGUCUUGAAACAGUACGCCGAUGACGGUGGCAAAGCCCACCUUGAUCAGGUGCAACGUUCAACGGGAGGCAUCACGAACCAAGAAGCUCGCGUCCUAGACUGGGAACCGAUGGAGACGAAGAAUGCCAUCUGGGGUCAGGUGAAAGGACAAAAUCGCUUCAUAAAGGUCGCUGACCUCACAGAUGACUUCCUUAAGCAGGACUGGGACGGCGACGAAGUUGUCGAGGCCACUAAUGAGAGUAUGACAGAUACGUGGAAAGCGGUGCAAGUCAUGGGCUUCGCCAUUGUCGACGGGAAGCGGAGACAGGUGCGCAGGAUUGUGGGGAGUAAAGGGCAGAAGGUCAUCAAGGUCCGGCAGGUGUACGAUUGGCAGGAGUGA